Molecule: messenger RNA, 1308 nt
Organism: Penaeus chinensis
Lineage: Eukaryota; Metazoa; Arthropoda; Malacostraca; Decapoda; Penaeidae
Product: ADP-ribosylation factor-like protein 4C
Exons: 3
Coding region: 13-627 (204 amino acids)
Biological process (GO): intracellular protein transport; vesicle-mediated transport
Cellular component (GO): cytoplasm
Molecular function (GO): GTPase activity; GTP binding
Source: RefSeq, a predicted model, not a curated record
CGCGUUGUGAAGAUGGGUGUUGGGCGAGUGGUCGAAGUGGCCCAGUCUCUGGUGCAGGGGUUUGUGGCCCUUUUGAGUGCACCGGCCCACAUAGUGCUGGUUGGGCUGGACUCCUCUGGCAAGACCACAGUUCUCUUUCGACUCCGGUACGGGCAGUACGUCAACACCACGCCCACCGUGGGAUUCAACUGUGAAAAAGUGAAGUCCGGCGGCGCCCACUGGCUGGUGUGGGACGUGGGCGGCGCCGAGCGCGUGCGGCCGCUGUGGCGCUCGUACACGAGGGCCACGGACGCUCUGGUCUUCGUGGUGGACUCCAGCAGCAGCGCCGAGCGCGUGGAGGAGGCCCGUGUGGAGCUGCAGCGGCUGAGCAAGCAGCAGGUGGCCGAGUGCGUGGCCCACAACAGGCCCCGGCCGCCCCUGCUCGUGCUGGCCAACAAGCAGGACCUGCCCGGGGCCAGGGAACCCCAGCACCUGGCCAAGGCCCUGGGGCUGCCCGACCUGCCCGAGUGCCAGCCGUGGGCCGUGGCACCCGCCUGCGCCGUCACCGGGGAGGGCCUCGACGAAGCCAUGGCGGCACUGCACACGCUCGUCCUCAAGACCAGAAAACAGCAGAAGAACAAAAAGUGAGGCGGUGACAGGCGGGCGCCGACGUGACCUUCGUAUACAGGUCAAACGGUCGUCAUAAUGUUCAUAAUGAGGUGACUUGUGUGACCUGGUCAACCUAAGACUGGUUGGUCGCUGGGGACGCCGCCAGGUCAGAUGCGGCCGGUCACGUUUACCUGAGACGACUUGCAGUUACGUGAGAAUCAUUACCAGCCAACGUGAAUAAUGGUCUCCAAUACGACGCAUAAUCUCACUGCUUAUGAAGACCAAGAAAGAGAUAACGGCCGCUAUUAGAUGACGUCAACAAGUGUGAAGAAUCAUACGAAUAAAUGCUGCAAAUUCAGCUUAAUAUGCAGAAAUAACAUGGUUCAGAAUUCUCGCGCAGAAACGGAACCAAAUAAGUGUCCUCGAAGUGCCACUCCAGAAGCAGCGAUCAGACACUUACACUUGACCGAGACUGUAAGUGAUCUUGAGGAGCAGCUUCUCACCCUUCAAGCGUCAGCACUUGUCGCCAUCGGUAUACGCCUGAGCCAGCUCCACGAAACAUCAUUAUAACGUAGAGCUCCCGGACUCAACAAGAGUAUAUCGUCUUCUUGUCUUCAAGGAGAAGAAAAAAGAAGGAAAAUAAAUAGAAGAAGGGGAAGUAGAAGACAUAGAACAAAGUAGAAUAAGCAGGAACAGAAGAAGAAGAAGAAGAAAACGAAG